Molecule: messenger RNA, 887 nt
Organism: Ipomoea nil (Japanese morning glory)
Lineage: Eukaryota; Viridiplantae; Streptophyta; Magnoliopsida; Solanales; Convolvulaceae
Exons: 7
Coding region: 102-779 (225 amino acids)
Source: RefSeq, a predicted model, not a curated record
UCCAUGGUAUAAGGAUUGAAACAUACAUAAAUCUAAUAUCUCCCCCAUGGCCCCAUGGCAGAAGAGGUAAGAGGAUAGAGUCUCAUAGUUCGCCGGAAAUCAUGGCAACGCUGCCUCGCUCCACUUCUUCUUCUUCUUUUCUCUUCCAGCAAUUCAGAAGUGGAGGCAUUACAAUAGUUAAACCAAACUUGUCCCUAAACUCAAAAACCAAGAAAGCAAAUCUCUCUGCAACAAAGAAUGAAAAAAUUAAGCUUCCUACAUAUAGUAACGGCAACCAGGAAGCAUUUCAUAUUAGCAAGUUCCUUAGCCAUCCAUCCGGGAUUGAAGCCAUUUUGAACAAGAGAGCCUUGCAGAGCUUGCAAUCCCUAAAUUCUAACUUGUACAGAUGUACUCUUCCACAAAUUCAAUUUUUGAAUUUUGAGGUUGCCCCUGUCCUAAUUUUACAAGUAACAUCAUCUAGCGAAGAUUGCAGAGUUGAGAUGUUGUCUUGUAAGUUUGAAGGUUCAGAGGUUGUGGAACGCCAGAAUGAACAUUUUUCAGCAUCCAUGAGGAAUUAUAUAACAUGGGAGACCAUUGAUUCUGAGGCAUUCUUAAACAUUGAUGUGAAGUUGGAUCUCUCUCUUGAGAUAUAUACCCAGCCAUUGACUUUGCUGCCAGUCUCUGCUGUUGAGCGUCCUGGAAAUAUAAUGAUGCAAGCUUUGGUGGAUAGGUUAGUACCCCUGCUUCUGCAACAAUUGUUGCAUGACUACGAUCAAUGGGUUCGCACCCAACUCCCAUGAAUUAUUUUGUUUGCCCUGUUACACACCAUCACCAAACUUAUAAUAAAUUAAUUACGCACUUUACUUAUUUCAAUCAUGUUUUUAUGUAAACAACUUCUAGAUUUAUUU